Molecule: messenger RNA, 2178 nt
Organism: Paramecium octaurelia
Lineage: Eukaryota; Ciliophora; Oligohymenophorea; Peniculida; Parameciidae
Source: the annotation of a GenBank genome assembly
AUGUUAAUUUCAAAGACAGAGAAUGAAGAGUAAUCUGAGACAGCAGUUAAUUCAACACAACCUGUUUGUCCUAAUUGUGGUGCAGCUAGGGAAAGUAUUUUAGAAUAAGUGCCAUCUCCAGCUUCAUUUAUAAUUUCCUUUGUUUCUUUAUUUUAUUUCGGAAUUUGGUGCAUAUUUAUAAUCCCAUUGGUGUUUCAAUCAACAAAAGUAAAUAAAAUAAAUAAAUGUCAAGAUGAUUAUAAAGAGAUGCUACUAUUGUAAUCAAGAAUUAGAAAAAAGAAAAUACUUUUAAUUACCAAAUAUCAACGAUUAAGUGCUUUAAUUUAGAUUUGGCAAUUGCAUAGUGGUAGUAUCUAGAAAAUAUGCCUUGGUUUUAUUGACAAUCAUACUUUGUUUGUUUUUUUACUUUGAAUAUUUUACAGAGAAGGAGCAACCAUAAAUUGAAGCAAAUAUCUAUUCGAACAAAACGUGGGUGGAUUUCCUAUAAUUUUGUGGCAAAUUUUAAUUUGUUGAUAAUGGUUUGAAAGCAAGACAUCAAUUUGAAACCUAUUUCAAGGAUAAAAUAGUUUCAUGGAAAGGGUAUGAUAAACAAAAUUAAUUUUAGUGAUUUUAUUCAAACAAAACCUAAUCAUGAUCCAAAUUUCAGUUUCAAUUAUUGGGUGUAUUUAAAGAUGGAUCCAACUGAAUCAACUGAUGAUUUGCCUGAUAUUAUCGUUGGUGUAAGGGACUCUUAAUAUUAAAGUGAAACAUUUUAAAAAUUGGAAAAGGGUAAACCAAUUCAUUUUGAAGCUAAAUUUCUGUUUUUGGGAUCAGAAUAUAACUUUCAUAUUUUAGAAUUAAAACAUCUUACUGUGAUACCAUCUGAACUUGUGGAAGAUAUUAAAUAGCUACAUCAAUUCACCUUAGACAUGGACUAAUUCCAAAGAUUAAAGAGAUCAAAAUUAUAAGAGUCUCUUAAGCAUAAGAUCCAUAUGUAUAAUCCAAAACUAAUACCAGGAAUUCAAAAGAUAAUUGAAUCAAUCCAAACAACAAAUGAAACUAUUGCAAAAACCACAUAAGAUAAUGUUCAAAGUGAGGAAAAUAAACAAGAAUAAUAGAAUUAAAGUGAGAAUGUAAUUGAUGAGAAUGUGAAUGAGAAUGAGAAUGAGAAUGAGAAUGAGAAUGAGAAUGAGAAUGAGAAUGAGAAUGAGAAUGAGAAUGAGAAUGAGAAUGAGAAUGAGAAUGAGAAUGAGAAUGAGAAUGAGAAUGAGAAUGAGAAUGAGAAUGAGAAUGAGAAUGAGAAUGAGAAUGAGAAUGAGAAUGAGAAUGAGAAUGAGAAUGAGAAUGAGAAUGAGAAUGAGAAUGAGAAUGAGAAUGAGAAUGAGAAUGAGAAUGAGAAUGAGAAUGAGAAUGAGAAUGAGAAUGAGAAUGAGAAUGAGAAUGAGAAUGAGAAUGAGAAUGAGAAUGAGAAUGAGAAUGAGAAUGAGAAUGAGAAUGAGAAUGAGAAUGAGAAUGAGAAUGAGAAUGAGAAUGAGAAUGAGAAUGAGAAUGAGAAUGAGAAUGAGAAUGAGAAUGAGAAUGAGAAUGAGAAUGAGAAUGAGAAUGAGAAUGAGAAUGAGAAUGAGAAUGAGAAUGAGAAUGAGAAUGAGAAUGAGAAUGAGAAUGAGAAUGAGAAUGAGAAUGAGAAUGAGAAUGAGAAUGAGAAUGAGAAUGAGAAUGAGAAUGAGAAUGAGAAUGAGAAUGAGAAUGAGAAUGAGAAUGAGAAUGAGAAUGAGAAUGAGAAUGAGAAUGAGAAUGAGAAUGAGAAUGAGAAUGAGAAUGAGAAUGAGAAUGAGAAUGAGAAUGAGAAUGAGAAUGAGAAUGAGAAUGAGAAUGAGAAUGAGAAUGAGAAUGAGAAUGAGAAUGAGAAUGAGAAUGAGAAUGAGAAUGAGAAUGAGAAUGAGAAUGAGAAUGAGAAUGAGAAUGAGAAUGAGAAUGAGAAUGAGAAUGAGAAUGAGAAUGUGAAUGAGUAGGAGGAAAACAAAAAUGAAACUAAUGAAGAUAUCAAUCAAUAGGAUGAAUAAGAAAAACAAUUUGAUCCCUCUAGUGUUAAUAUAAAAAUUGAUGAAUCUAUAAGGAAUGAGAUUCUAUCAAAAGAUUCUGGAAUAGUUGAUGGAGUUAUUGAUGAUGAUGAUAAAAGUGCCACAAAUUAAGAUUGAC